AUGGAGGUCAGGCAGGUUAUCCAAGGCACUGCCAAAGUGAAGCCAGUCAGACUGAGACAGGUGCCUGCCAGUAGAGAUCCUGGCCAGGAAAUUGGCCCUCCUGUUGUGAUGGAGACCAGACAGGCAAUCCAAGUUGCUGCUAAAGCGAAGUCAGUCAGACCAAGACAGGGGCCUGUCAGCCUUCAAGGAAAACCAGGAAAUAUAGUCAUCCAACCUUGUGGUGAAGCUGAAGUUGCUGAUAUGGAAGUCAACACUCACCAGACUACCAACUUCUGUCCCUUCUUUGACAAGUGGAGCUACUACCACUGUCAACUCCAAUACAAGCCUAGCAUACCAGGAUCAGUCAUCUUCAACAUCUUCAAUCAGGGAAAGAUGCCUGUGCCAACCCACUGCAUGGAUGAAGAGGAAUUAGAAGACCAACCAGCUUUCUCUGUCAAGGUUGUAGGUCAUGAAAAAUUCAAGGUAGUCAUGAGCAUGGCUAACGAUAUAGAGAGCAACAAUGAAUUCAAUCAGCUCAUUUUUGCAGAGGUGCAGACCAGCUCAAAGCACAAGUAUUCAGAUCAUGACAAUGCUGACUAUGUUACCUCAUCCAAGGUUGAGGACUUCGAUGAUGAAUACUUUGACAUUGAGGAUCACAAUUUGAAGUCUUAUGAAGAACUCAUACAGUCACUGCGAAUCAUUAUCCUGACCAUUGCUCCAGACUUUGAGGACCUGAAUGACAUUUGUCCUGGGAUGGCAGUCUUUAAUAUUGUAUUCAACUUUGGAUCCACUGCAAUCACUCUUAUCACUCACUUCCUUGUCUCAGAUCCAGAAAUUGGCAUGCUGUCUCUUACUCAGGCCCAGGAACUCUGUUCUAAGCUGUUGGAAGGCUUCGCAUUUUUAUAUUCAGACCAAGAUUCUCACAAACCAGAGAACAUUUUCCAGUCAUACUUUGUAUUAUACCUCCUUGGCCACACACAUCUGUGGCCCUGUGGUGAUUCUCCUGAUGUCCCAAAACUGAAGAUCAGGGAACUGAAAAAUACAGGCAUCAAAGGCACACUAGCCCUUACCUGUGCCAUGUUGCACUGUACUCUUCCCCUGCUCAAAACUGGUGAACUGCAAAUUGACACUAAGCACACAUCCUUCAGAAAGGCAGCUAUCAAGAUCCCACUCAAGGUGAACAAGGUGACCAGGAGGGAGUUGUCAGCUGUUUCAGCAUUCUCUGAGCAGAAUUGUGGCCCCUGCACCAGGCAAUAUGCUAUAGCCACCACUAAGCAUGACAAUGCUGUGCUCCAAAACAUCAUUAUGGGAGCAACUAUGCUCAUUCCAUACAGUAUAGAUUGCAUGUUAGAGGGAGGGAGCUUUCAAUGUGGGGAGGAUGACAUCAAUGAUUUAAUUGCCACUCUUUGCCUAUGCUCAUUUAAUGUUUCAGCACCGCACUGCUUUAUCAUGAAUGCAUCGUGUUUUAUUGCUAAGAUAUGUGACACAGUGUGGAACCACUUCGAAAUCGUUACUUCAGUCAGCUUCAUGGCAACUACUGCAGCUUGGUUCAGUGCGCGACUGCAGAAGUCUGAAGGAGAAGAAGAUGAUGCAAGUUUGAGAAGAUGGGAGGAAUAUGCGAAGGACCACGAGACAAGCAUCAACUAUGAAAGCUUCUUGGGGCCAGUGUCAAAUGAAGCAGAAGCUGAGUCCCUCAAAGAUGGAGGGGAGAACCUCGCAUGCCAUGGAAGGUUGCUAUGGGAGUGAUAUGUAGAGCUGGGAUGAGCAUGACAGGGUGUGGACCCAAGGAUGGC
This is a messenger RNA of Pisolithus orientalis, 1772 nucleotides long. RefSeq lists its product as uncharacterized. The transcript has 12 exons. Bases 1 to 1725 code for a protein of 574 amino acids. The record is from RefSeq and is a predicted model, not a curated record. NCBI's taxonomy places the organism in Eukaryota, Fungi, Basidiomycota, Agaricomycetes, Boletales, Pisolithaceae.